CCAAUACGUUGAAAUAUGCAUUACGUAAUGUGUGUUGAGUGUAACGAGUUUUAAAUGGUCAGUUUGCUCUUUAAAAAUAAAAGUCUCCCGAAAGUGUUUCAAAUGCGCGGUCGAUUUCGAACGUAAGUUAUCAUGAAGUUCACGAGAGGUAUUUAUUGCUGAACUUUCCAUUAGAUAUUUGUUACAUUGUAACCUAUGUUACCAGUAAGUAGACUGGUAAUAAAUCAACACUUUGAUGGGUUACAUCCAGACGUGGUCUAUCAGGAUACAUUUUAAAACUACUUGUUAGCGCCUUUGGCGACCAGAAGUUAGCAAGAGUAACGUUAGAUUGUCUAUUCAAAAUGGCUUCCGUUUCCCUCUAGGUUUUUAUGUUCGUGUCUAAAAAGUAAGUUAAAGAGGACAACACAAACAACAUGAUGUUAUGUAAUUUAUCGUGGUGGGCCAAGUUUUGUUGUCUUAUAGUAAUUUGUUAUACUGUAAAAAAAAAAAAAAAACGGACACAGUAUUUGCCGCAUACUGCAGUUAUACUGCACUCCGACUGCAAUCUUUUUUCGUAAGGGAUAAUUUGACCUCUACACCAGUGGAUGUAAAUUAUAAAACCCAGUAGCUCAUCUUCAGUGUUUUCUUGUAACGUUUUUCAAAUUCCCACCUUUCCACCCUCCAGGCCUCUUACAUUGUCGAAGUGUUGAAUAACCUACACAUACCGCUAUUUCUAACAAACCAUCAUGCCAACAUAACUCCUCCCUUCGCCCCACGUACUGACGUGGUCACAAUGCUGCCAUUACUGGCCAGAUGACGAAGAGCUCUGGCUACGUUCUAACAUAGCAGUAAAAUAAUGAUUCUUUAUCAUUUUAUUUGGAGGAACAAGCCUCACUAUCUACGAAAAGAUAUUCUCACUAAUACCCAAGAACAAGGAGGUCUUUAGGUUUUAGAUUUCAAUACUCUAAAUAAUACUUUUACAAUAAAUUGGAUUCUGAAGUAUGUUAAGAACCAGAACAGUAUUUGGAAUGUCUUCCCUAAGUAUUUAUUUGACUCUUUGGUGGUUUAGAUUUUUUUUGCUUCGACAUAAUUUUGAUAUUGAUAAAAUCCCAGUAAAGUUGGCCAAAUUCCAUAAGCGGGUAAUUUUAGCUUGGAUGUUAGUGUAUAAACACAAUUUUUUCCCCUCGCAGAUACUUUUUAUGGAACAACAGAGAUAUACGAUUUAAAAAGAAGUCUCUUUUUUGAUGUGACUAUUCCUCUUUUUUCAUAACUGGUUUGAGAAUAAAAUUAUUUUGGUUGGUCAGUUACUGAAUAAGGAUGGAUAUCUACUCUCAUAUGGGGAAUUUCUUGAUAAAUUUAAAAUUCCAAUAACCCCAAAAGAAUAUGCAAUUGUUUUUGAUGUGAUUCCAAGGGGGGUUGUAUCUCUUUUAAAUUCCUCUUUGGUUGAUGUAAGUAACAUAGAUUUACAUGAAAAUAUAUUCAUUGGCAAUAUUAACAUCAAAGAUAAAUGUAGUAAUAAACAGAUUAGGAAUAUUGUUUGUGAUACUACAAUUCCCUCAGCAAGAUUAUUUUGGUCAAAUAUCUAUGGUGAUAUACAAUGGGGGAAAGCAUGGAAAAUUGCUAACAAAUAUUGUAUCAGUAACAAAGUAAAGGAAGUUUUAUUUAAAAUGUUACAGAAUUUAUCCUGUGAAACAUGUUUUGGAAAGAUUCAAGCUGAAUAUUGAAUAUAACUGUGAUUUCUGUGGACUUGAGAAGGAGACCAUUUUGCAUUUGUUUUUUGCCUGUAUUUAUAGUAGAAUGUUUUGGAUUGACAUACAGAAUUUUGUUACAAAGAAAUCAGGACCGGUUGUGCAAUUUAAUGGUUUUGAAAUAAUAAUGAUUUAUUUCAGAAAUUCUGACAUAGAUAAAGAUGUAGUAUAUUUCAUUCAACUGCUAAUAAUACUAGGUACAUUUCAUAUUCACAAAACUUUUUUUCACUUAAAAAUGAGUUUAAACAAUAUGGCACCACUUUAACUAAAAUGAAAAACAAAAAGGCAAUUAAAACUUGUAUUAUUAAUGAAUAUGAUUUGUUUGUUUAGGAUUCCUGACAAUGUAAAUAGUUUGUUUGAAUGCUUGUUUGCAUGUGACUAUUCCUCUUUUGUUUGUUGAUAUUUGUUAAUAAAAAAAGAGAGAAGGGGAAAAAAAGCAGUAAAAUAAUGAUUCAUAAAUGAGGUAAUAGGAGGUAAUAGAAUUGCAGUUUUUCUGCAAUUACUGUGUCCAAAAUACCACAGUUGACUGCAGCUACUAAACUGCAACAUUUCUUUUAAGGGAUAAUAUGUGGCCAAAAGGGAAGAUGUUCAUUUUAUUUGGCAGUUAUUUUUUUCUUUUAAAAUUGACAUUUUUAUAAGGGAAACAAAGCCCAUCAAUCUAUUAAGGCCCUCUUGGAGUUUAAUGUCACUGUCAAAGCAAACACCGGAAACUCAACUGUCUAAGAGGUUUGUUACUGCAAUGCCGUGUACAAAGAUGAAGUAUUAAAAUAAAUCCAAUCCACUGUAGGCAAUUUGAACAUCAUUUGUCCUGUAAAGAUUUUUUGUUGCGAUUUGCCAUACAAGAGGCAGCUGGGAGUUUAUUCACCCUGGAAAAUGCUCAUAAAUUGCUUCACGAUUUGAGGUGUGGGAAAUAAGUACAUAGAUGCAACUUCUUUUUUUGAAACAUAAAUGUCAUUUCACUGUCAGUAAGUCACUUCUACUUUGCCCUAAAAACAAUGUAACUUUCUCAAAUGACUGCAAAUGGGCAAGGAAGUGAAAUAGCUGCUGCUGUGUGUCCCCUGACAUGUGGUGUAGUUUUUAGUCACGCUGCAGAGGAUGUGUCGGCUUGCAUUCUGGUCAAUGUCUCUUCAGUGCUGGGAUGUCGCUCUUGUGUCAGGUAGGCUAAUCUCCCAUGCCUUCAUCUCAACCUUGACUGACCCCUCCCCCCUUCAGUGUUAUGUGUUAUCCUUAUAGCUAAUGGUUGUUAAUUAAGAUUUUCUCCUGUGAUCUUUGUGACUAUCAAACAAAUCCUAUAAUUUCCAUAACAAUUCCACCCUUCAACAUUAUAUAUUUUUUGCAUUACGUAUGUGGUUCUUAGUUUUUGCCUGCAACUAACAGUUUGUUGGUUUGGUGUACAAAACGAUGCAUACUGCCCUUCCCUCUUCCUGAAGCUCAAACAACCACACUAGGUUCUAACCCAAUGCGAUGUGACACAAACAACUUGGCAUUGAGGAGGUAAAGCGGGCAUUAUUAUUAGCCUUUCAUAGUUCCUCAGCACCUGGUCCCAGUAGCUGAGUUCUAGUGCAUAUUCCCCUCCCCCCUCUGCACACACACACGGGGUCACCCAGUGACAUUGGAUGUAAUGUGCAUUGACAUGCUGGAACAGUCAUGUGUUGUCCCUGCUCUAGUUGCAUGUUUGUCACUUUUAGGCUCCCGCAGCUCUGGUUGGCUGGCCGCCGUGGCUGUAGGCAAGUGUCCAACACUCGUCUCAGUUCUGGAUGGCCAACAUGUACUCCAAGGGCACCAAACGCAAGUUCUCUGACAGUGUGGACACGGCGACGGACAACAAGGCGGUGUUGUACAGCCGGCAGCGCCAGUCCCUGCUGGACAUGUCUCUGAUCAAGCUGCAGCUGUGCCACAUGCUGGUGGAGCCCAACAUGUGCCGCUCGGUGCUCAUUGCCAACACGGUGCGCCAUAUCCAGGAGGAGAUGACCCAUGACGGUAGCUGGCAGUUGGUCACUGAGGCCUUCGGCGGCUCUGGCCCAUCUGACCACCUGGUGGCCACCGAGGUUUUGUGUCGGUCAUCGGCGCUGGAGCAGCAGGGCGGUGGGCCCAAGCUCUACUCGGUGAUGGCCUAUGAUAGUUGCCGUGAGGAAGAAGUGGUAACGGACGAGGCUCUCUGUUCUGUGACAGUUAGCGACGGGGCCCCGGCCCUCUUGGGGACCAUCGACCACUGCUGGGACAGGGCAGAACUGAGAAUGGCGGCGGUAGAGGACUGGGUCAUCAAAGACUCCGGUUCGGAGGUUGAGGAGGGGGCUAAAACGGUGAUGGGGCAGGUGUUUGGGACGUUCGAGAUCAAAAAUGACACCCCUGGGUCAGACCCGGCACUAGAGGAGCUGUUCUCAGCCGUUGAUGCCUCGUAUUAUGACUUGGACACCAUGCUCACAGGCAUUCAGAGCACCCCCAAGAUGGGGCCUUACAACGUUCUGGACAGCAUGGCCUCCUCCCACGGCCCCAACUCCAGCUGUAGAACCGAUCUCAAUGAACUUGACCACAUUAUGGAGAUCAUUGUCGGCUCAUAGCUUACAGACUUAAAACUCAACUGUUUGGUUCAACUUGUGCCUCUGACUUUUUGUCUUGUAUGUGUGAACAUACAGUAUCUACAUACCUUCCUCUGUAUGGAAACUGAGUGAUAUCCAUCUCCAUGCAAUGCCAUUUUUUUAUCUGAGAGGUUAAUGGUUUCUCAAGUUCACCAUACUUAUUUAUUAUCUUUACUUUGUUUGUAUUUCAAUAUGUACUCUUUUUGGUUUAAAUUAUUGUACCUAUUACACUACAUGAAUUCAGAGCAGCACAACAUUUACAUUAAUAAUAUUUUUUAAAGAAAAUAUGUAUAGUUAAAGUAUAUAUUUUUUGCUAUAGAGACAGUCUUGGGAAUUGUUUCCGACUGUCUUUUUAUUUUUUACAUUUGUAAGCAAGGACGAUUGCACAAAAGCUCAAUGUGUGAUUGGGGACUAAUUUACCUUGUCUUUCACAGGUUUAUCUUUGGUUGUGUCUUUGAGCUACAAGAGCAAAUGGGCAUUGUUGAAAACAUGAAUUAUGUUUAGUAUGCUCAUAAUGUGAUCUUGGCCUAUGGUUUGGUGCUAUAUACACUAUUCCUUAUAAACACAUGGCCUUCUUGAGCCAGACAGUUCCAUCUUGCACUGCGGCUAGCUGUCACCUAGCAUGUGGUGCCAUUUGUUUGCUAUUAGAAGUUACAUAUGUUAUUAUUGUCUCCUUACAAGUGAAUAAUUAUAAUGGGUAUAUGUCUAAUUUUCUGUUAUGACUUAUUUAUUUAUUAAUUUCAAUCAUAUGGUGAUGUUAAACCUUGGCAAUACUAACGGUUCCAGAAGCUUUUCACCUUUCAAACAUCAAUUGGUAUUUUGUUUCUUGACUUUCUUUGCAUACUUUUAGUGAAGUAAUGACCUUAUUCAAACCAAACUGAGAACUUGCAAAGAAUUGUUCUUUUCAGCUGAAAAAUUCCAACAGUUAAAAUUUGUUAUUUAUUUUUUAACCACGUUCAAAGCCUGCACUUAGCCACAAGAUAAUAUUGUGAGUAAACAACUGGUUUCUGAUUAGACAGCCAUGAGGUGGGAGAUACCACGUUUCUUUUUUAUAAUGAAGUACUAUACACUUGACAUACAUGACAAUGAGCUUGAGAAGAUGAUGCUUUUUAUGAGUAAACUUGCAGUUUAUACCAUUUUUAAUAAAGGUUCCAACAUCAUAAUAUGAA
Salmo salar (Atlantic salmon) is the source of this 5475-nucleotide messenger RNA. The record is from RefSeq and is a predicted model, not a curated record. NCBI's taxonomy places the organism in Eukaryota, Metazoa, Chordata, Actinopteri, Salmoniformes, Salmonidae.